Messenger RNA from Lampris incognitus (smalleye Pacific opah), 297 nucleotides. RefSeq names its product retinal rod rhodopsin-sensitive cGMP 3',5'-cyclic phosphodiesterase subunit gamma-like. Gene Ontology annotation, molecular function: cGMP binding; 3',5'-cyclic-nucleotide phosphodiesterase activity. Gene Ontology annotation, cellular component: photoreceptor outer segment membrane. Gene Ontology annotation, biological process: visual perception; positive regulation of epidermal growth factor receptor signaling pathway; positive regulation of G protein-coupled receptor signaling pathway. The transcript has 3 exons. Lineage: Eukaryota; Metazoa; Chordata; Actinopteri; Lampriformes; Lampridae. The record is from RefSeq and is a predicted model, not a curated record. Bases 4 to 276 code for a protein of 90 amino acids.
AACAUGAAUCUGGAGGUAGCCAGACGCGAGGUUAAGGCUGCCCGCAAGGCCGCCGUCAGAGCAACUGGGCCCGGCUCGCCGUGCAAGGGCGCACCCAGGUUCAAGCCGAGGAACAUCCGUCAGUUCAAAAGCAAACCCCCCAAGAGGGGUGUCAUAGGAUUUGGAGAGGAGAUCCCUGGAAUGGAGGGUCUUGGCACAGAUAUUACCGUAGUCUGCCCCUGGGAAGCCUACAGUCACCUGGAGCUGCAUGAGUUGGCUCAGUAUGGCAUCAUCUGAAUCCUGUGGAUGACACGUCUG